ACGAAUAUAUCAUGAUUGUCGCGUGAAACUGUCACUCCCCCUCUCUCCAAACCACCGGUUAGCGCUGCAGUCCUGCGCACAUGUAUGAUUCCAGCGACAAAUCCGAACAGGCCUGCUUGUAUUAUUCAGAAGUGCUGAUUCGCUAAGUAGUGGUGCGGAUUGCGUCCUGCGUUGGGAAUCGUCGAACAAAACACCCUUGUAUACGAGUGAGGGGGGUUUUCGUCCGCAUAUGAACAGCCAGGGUCUUCUUUGCUGCAUCUUGUAUACAUGUACGUAGCAUUGCAGCCAAAAACCCCUCCUCAGCGAGACCGCCAAACGUCGAAGCGAGGGGUUUGCUGAUAAUGUCUGUAGGAGUUUGAGCUUCCGUUGUGUGCUCAUUUGCCUUUCGGUCCAUCGACGUGCUGAGUUCCAGACCGUAACCUCCAGCUCAAGACUUUUGAUUGCAGGUUCAUCAUGGUCGCGACGUCGUACUCGGGCGGGGCAAUAGCUUUGGCCAUCGUCACUAUCACCCUCUACUGGUCCUAUCGAAGGAUCAUCCCCAAGCCAAUCCCUGGUAUCCCGUACAACCAAGAUGCGGCAGACAAGUUGCUCGGGGACAUCCCGGAGAUGAUGCGCUAUGUGAUGCGCACGAAGCGCAUCUUCUGCUGGCUGACAUCCCUCACGGUGCGCCAUCAGAGCCCUAUCGUCCAAGCCUUCAUCAAGCCCGGUGGUCUCCCCUGGGUCGUCGUGACCGACCCCUUUGAAAGCCAGGACAUCCUCCUGCGCCGUAACAAAGAGCUCGAUCGUAGCGAGUUCUUUGGCGAGCUGAUCAAUGGCAUCUUGCCCGAGCAGCACAUUCAGUUCAUCUCAACCGAUCCACGCUUUAAGAAUAACCGCACCCUGAUCAAUCACCUCAUGGCGCCUACCUUUAUCCGCGAGGUCAGCGCGCCGGAGGUGUUCAUGGCGACGCAGGUAUUGCUCAAGCUGUGGAGGAUGAAAGCAACUAUGGCGAGGGGUCAUCCCUUUUCUGCGCAUGACGAUAUCACCUUUGCAUCGAUUGACUCCAUCUUUGCGUCUUCCUUUGGUCUGACAGAGGGCGAGACCACCUCCAUUCAGCGGAUCAAGGCCCUGGAGAGCUUCAAGAUUGAGCUCCCGAACUCCAGCGACGAGCCGAUAUCCUUCCCUGGUGGAUUUGUACCUGAUAUCUUCUCCGCCGUCAUGACGCUGGCCAACUCGGUCACCGACACGCAGCUUUCCCCCUUUCCUGUCUUUACGUCCUGGGCGAUCCGCAAGCUACCUUAUAUGCGAAAAGCCGAGUCUAUCAAAGAUAAGUUCAUCCUUGAUAAGGUCAACGAGUCAGUCGCACUCAUCGAGGCUGGAGGGGAAAAGCCCAAGAGUGCGCUGCAUUCCGUACUCCUGCGCGAGCGUGAUGUGGCUGCCAAGGAGGGUCGCACGCCGCAGUACCGCAAACGUGCCAUUGCAGAUGAAUUCCUGGGCUUUAUGACGGCGGGUUAUGACACCUCCGCCACUACCAUCGCAUGGGGCCUGAAGCUCCUGACCGAUAACCCUUCGAUUCAAGCUCUUCUUCGCGACAAGCUUCGCUCUGCGUUCCCCGAAGCGGCGAAGGCGGGUCGCACUCUAACUUACGCGGAGCUCAGGGACACUUCGAUCCCCUACCUCGAUGCCACCGUCGACGAGGUCCUUCGCCACGCCAACACCAUCGCGUUUGUCGCCCGCCAGGCUCUUCAAGACACGAUUGUCCUAGGCCACAAGAUCCCCAAGGGAACGAACGUCUUCCUCAUGGCCAACGGCCCGGGCUAUCUGGAACCACAUCUGCCCCUUACCGACGAGGGCCGCAGUCCAGGUGCGCGGAAGCAAGCCAAGUCGGCCCUCACAGGGGCAUGGAACGACGAAGACAUUGACCAAUUCCUCCCCGAGCGCUGGCUGGAGCGAGGUGAAGCCAGAAAAGAGGUGCACAAUGCGCUGGCGGGGCCCUCUCUGGCGUUUGGGAUGGGUCUUAGGGGAUGUUUUGGGAAGAAACUGGCCCUGCAGGUGCUGAGAAUCCAAUUUGCGUUGAUUGUAUGGCACUUUGAGCUGCAAGAAGUGCCGAAAGAGUUGAGCAGUUACGAGGCGGUGCAGAAGUUUGCGAGGGAGCCGACGCAGUGCUAUGUCCGUCUGAAGGAGAUAGUAUGAAGAAGUUCGAGGUUCAGAAUGGUUAAGCGUGCAGACAGUCAUGCAGUGUGCAGUGCGACUGAAUAUUGCAUUUCAU
This is a messenger RNA of Emericellopsis atlantica, 2248 nucleotides long. Its product is annotated as cytochrome P450. NCBI's taxonomy places the organism in Eukaryota, Fungi, Ascomycota, Sordariomycetes, Hypocreales, Bionectriaceae. The record is from RefSeq and is a predicted model, not a curated record. The transcript has 2 exons. Gene Ontology annotation, molecular function: iron ion binding; monooxygenase activity; oxidoreductase activity, acting on paired donors, with incorporation or reduction of molecular oxygen. The coding region runs from base 454 to 2172 and encodes 572 amino acids.